Molecule: messenger RNA, 581 nt
Organism: Humulus lupulus (European hop)
Lineage: Eukaryota; Viridiplantae; Streptophyta; Magnoliopsida; Rosales; Cannabaceae
Exons: 5
Coding region: 1-564 (187 amino acids)
Source: RefSeq, a predicted model, not a curated record
AUGCAAAUAAAGGAUUUUUUUAUUGAUGGAGCAGAGGAUGAUAUUCAAUGGCGAAUUCUAAGUGGAAAAAGUCGAUAUCCAGGACAUCUGCCAUUUCUGUCAAGGUCUGCUGCUAUUUUCCGGGAGUGUUUUGAUCCUAUUGUAGCAAGAUCUGGUCGUGAUUUGAUUCCUGUUAUGGUGUAUGGUAUAAUACCCUUCUUCUGCAAAUGCAUCCAUCCACACAGGUCUAUUGUUGUAUCAGUUGGUCUUCUUAGGAUAUUUGGUCAUGAGGUAGCCGAGCUUCCCAUAGUGGCGACAACUAGAGAACACCAAGGGAAAGGCUAUUUCCAAGUAUUAUUUUCAUGUAUAGAGAAGUUGUUGGUUUCCCUGAAUGUGGAAAACAUUGUGCUUCCUGCUGCUGAGGAAGCAGAGUCAAUCUGGACAAACAAGUUUGGAUUCACAAAGAUGAGUGAUGAUCGACUGUCAAAGUAUAUGAGAGAGGUGAAGUUUACAAUUUUCAAGGGAACAUCCAUGCUGGAAAAGGCAGUGCAGCAGCAACAACACAUAAUAAUACCACCAGAAUAGCUUAGCUUUUCAUUAUU